This is a messenger RNA of Botrytis fragariae, 3921 nucleotides long. Its product is annotated as putative vps9 domain protein. The transcript is spliced from 4 exons. Bases 1 to 3921 code for a protein of 1306 amino acids. Gene Ontology annotation, biological process: early endosome to late endosome transport. Lineage: Eukaryota; Fungi; Ascomycota; Leotiomycetes; Helotiales; Sclerotiniaceae. Gene Ontology annotation, molecular function: phosphatidylinositol binding; guanyl-nucleotide exchange factor activity; SNARE binding. The record is from RefSeq and is a predicted model, not a curated record. Gene Ontology annotation, cellular component: transport vesicle; tubular endosome; early endosome.
AUGCAGCCCUUGAAUCCUUUCCUGAGUGCUUUCUUCAAGAGUGCUCUGCCUACACAGUGUACGCCAGUACACCAUCAUAUAUUAUUAGUACCUACUACCGAAGUUCUCCUUACCUCCCGCGAUCGAGAGACCGGCGCGCUUUACGCAGACCUUGCAGGAUCGGAAGAUUUCCUGGGCAGUCAUGUCUUGCGAGUACCGGCCAACCAUGCUGCGACUGCGGGAGGGAAGGAUGCGCCAAAUAUGCGGGAGAACCGAGGGAAGGCAAAACAAUAUACAACAGUUAAUGGGAGGACUGUCGUGAUCAAAGAUGCUUUUGUUUAUAGUAAUAAGGGAUUUAAGACUUUGAACCAAGCCCAACUCUUAUCAGAUACUUUGUGGUACCCAGAUUCGCUCGAACCACGACAAUGGCUUGUCUACUAUAUAUCUAGACCUUUAGUUGGCAUAUUCGAGGAAAUCAAAAUCACAACUGCGAUGCUAGCCACGAGGCUGACAGAUGGUAGACCGAUUAUCCCAGCGAGGUCGUCCUCAAUGCCUGAUUCCGCUUCUAUGAACGGACUUCCUCGUAAGAAGGAUAUAAAGAGUUUCAGUGACCUUUUGACGAAUUUCCCUAUGAUUGCGAGACAAAUGCAACCCGGCUUGGAGGCCCUGUUUAAGGAAUUUAAUCAAGUAUUUGAAAAGCAAUUACCUCCUCCUCCAUCGGCUGCGAAUAUUCCAGACCCUGUGCCAGAUGGGCCCAUAGCUACAGCGAUGAAGAAAGCACGCUCUAGUAGUUUUUCGACUCCAGGCCAACCGAACGGGCAUGUGCAACGUUAUAUCGUAGAUUUCUAUACCGAGGACGAUGAGAAUGUUAUGCGGGGAGCUCUGGAGACCGCAGUCACGUCUGCGAUUGAUCUUUUCCAAAUGGUUGACAAACAACAACUCUCCCUCCUUGGAGCUACGACGGAUCUUACGGGUCCAAUCGUAGAACGUUUGAUUGAUCGUUAUGUUACCGAGCAAUUGCAUGAUACCAUCUUAUUCCCAAGACUAUGUACAAUGAAACGCCCCGAGGACUUAGAAUUGGAAUCAAAAAUCAGGCAGAUGGAGUUUGUGGAUAUUUCACAAGUUGGUAUACCAAUUCAGGGUGGGCAUCAAGGCAAACAUGAACUCACGUUACGACUUGGUCGUGCUGUCGAAGAAUUUCGGAAAUUGAAUGGAGCAGGAAGCCCUCAGCAGAUGAUGGAUAUCCUACUUGUAACAUUGAAAACAGUGACGCAGCUCAUUGAAAUUCCAACGAGCAUAGGAGGGCCUCCUUCUCCCGAGAAAGUAAGCUCUGUCUUGACUAUCAAUGCUGAUACUCUCGUAUCUUUACUACUGGUUGUGGUCAUAAGGGCGCAGGUCAGGUAUCUCCAGGCUCGUCUUUUAUAUAUGCGUCACUUUAUAUUUGUCGAUGAUGUGGAAAGCGGUGAGAUGGGAUAUGCGCUAAGCACAUUUGAAGCUGUCUUAUCAUAUCUUGUAAGAGAUUCAGGAGGUUUGCGGAAAGCUAGUCGGCGAAACCAUAAAUUAUGGGCAGCCACGAAAAAAGGCAACUUGAAGGAGAUGAUGAAGAUUAUGGAGCCAGAACGAGAGCUUUCUUCGGACGAAGAAGAAUCUGAUCAUGAGGAGGCCGUCGUAGACGACAUAAUCGAUGAGAACAGGCCUUGGAAUACUUCGAAUGGGCAUGCCAGGCGGAGAUCUUCUGGAGUUGCUACCCGGCUUUCUGAAGCAUCUACUCUUACUCACGUAUUUCCCUGGCAGUAUUCACAUGACGGUGCAGAUGAAGAGCGAUUACCACCACUGCGGAGACCCAAAACAGUUACUAUGGAUGUACGAAGUUUAUCUAGCAACUCCGAGAUGUCUUUCAGAUCACGGGCUACCACGAUUGACUCGACAAGUAGCGGCAUCGAAGGCGAUACCUCAAUAGAACGAUUGUCGCAAACUGAAGAUUCAUCUGGCGAGUCUGUUCUUAUGAUGGCCGUUCAGCAUGAGAGACCGGAGUCACUGCGGUAUCUUCUGUCGUUACAAUACUACUUCCCGCUACGGUCGGUUCUUGAAGAUACGAACAAUGAAGGAACAACUUUAUUGAGUGCUGCUGUGCAGUUGGGGCAUACCGAACUUAUUAAUAUAAUACUGGAUUUUGUUUAUCGGGCUUCAUCGGAAUUGAUUGUCGUUGGAUAUCUUUCGAGGCAGGAUAUUAACGGCAGAAGUGUGGCACAUUUUUUGUUUAACUAUCCGGAGCUAAUUUCAAGAGUCGGACGUUUAUUGCCUUGGAGGCAGAAAGAUAAAAAUGGCCAAACGCCACUUUUCGCUUUAUGCAGAUCAUACGACCAUGGACGCUACAGACCUAUGGUAGAGGCAGCACUUGCAGCUGCUACAACUUCCCAAGGAGAUAACCAACCUCUACAUUUGGACGAUCAUGUUGACUUGAAAGGUAACACGUUGUUACAUAUCGUCAAUGAUCCUCAAGUAGCAUUACAACUUCUUUCUCAUUGUGAUUCUGAUGUUAAUGCGACAAAUGAGAAGAAAUUUACGCCGCUCAUGGUAGCUAGCAAAUAUGGUCGAUUAGAAAUGGUUCGAGCUCUAUUUUCAGAUCCUAGAGUAGAUCUUUUUGCCAAAGAACUUCGUGGCUUGACAGCGGUGGAGCUUGCUAAGGAUGAUGACGUACGGAAUAGAAUUGAUGAUUUAAUAUUAUUCUCAGGGCUGCCAGCUACUGAUGGAAGGAUCACGGCUGUAGUGAGGUCAUUUUUCGUUGAGGAUGCAACUAUUCGAUUGGUACUCAAGUCUGGGGCACCAUCGGGGCCUCAAAACUUCACUGUAACCACUUGCAGACGUUCAUUGUCUGAUUUUGAGCACCUGGCAAAAUUACUCGCUCUGGAAAAUCCAGCGUCAUGGUUGCCAUCUAUAUCAGGGAUGAGAUCGCCUUUCCAAUUCCCCUCAAGGCCUUCUAGGGCUGUUCUGAGAGAUAUACAGAUUCAUCUCGACGCAUUUUUGAAAAUUCUACUAGCACAUACCACCUUCUCAACACAUGAAAUGCUAUGGGAAUUUUUCCUGGUACCAGAUAUACAAGCAGAAAUGAUGGAACAGAGGUCUAAAUUGAAGGCUGAGGCAAGGGUAGAAACUGUACGGGAGGAAUACCAGCCAAUUGGUGAUGUUCGCGAUGUCGAGCAAUUCGUAGAUCAUGCACGAGAUAUGGUCCGAAGUGUCAACUAUUCUACCAAAAGUGUAGCGCGCAGGGCUAAUAUGGUGGCAACUGUUACCAUGGAUCUUUACGAUGCUUAUAAGCUUUCCACUCGCGCAAUUUCAACCCUCACCUUUAUUCCUCAAACUCAUAUUUCAGCUCUCGAAGCCUAUACCCAAACACUUGCUCCAUUAUCCACAUCCCCAUAUUCCACUUUCCAUACCACAGUUCUUUCGAUUCAUAGCACUAUAAUCGCCAUGCUACUAUCUCUAUCCCGUCCCACAUCGCUCAUCUCAUCAAUUACUACAUCCCGGAAAUCAAUAGAACGUUCAUACAAUUCUCUCUCCCGAUCAACUCGCUGGCCACUGGGCCUCCUGGACGAAACUCGCCAACGGUUGAACGAAGAAAAAGAAGACAAAGUCCGGAGAACAAAAGAAGAAGUCGAGGAAACUGGAAGAGAAUUAAGAUACACUCAACAAGUUGUAGCGGCAGAACUAGCUGGUUGGCAAGAUUUACACGAGAAGAUGGGGCGGAAAGCUGUGAAAGAUUUGGCGCAGUCAAUGCUUGUCAGAGAACGUACAACAUUGGAGGGGUUGAGAAGAGCAGUCAGGAGGUUAAAGGUUGGAGAGAGGAGAGUUGCGGAGGUUGUGAUGGAGGAGAGUGAAGAUGAAGAGGAGGGUGGGGAGGUGGUGGCUAGUGGUAGUCAUAUUGAGAGUGUCACUCUGUAG